GAACUCAACAUUGGUGUCCCGCGUUUGUUAAAUUCAUGCCUGACAAAGGACAGUGUACCCAUCGUUAUAAUUAAACAUUAUAACUCUGGAAAGUAGGACUUUCUUCAUGUUUAAGCCUUUUGGUCAGUUUGUAUAUGACAUGACAAUUCAGAGGCGAGCGGGCAUAAAUUUCAAACACUACUUAGGACUUUGAACGCAGCGCGAGAUAAAAUCCAAACGGUCACCUCUCUUUUUGAAAUAAAUUUACACCAACAGCUUUAACAGUGAUUCUGCAGGUGCUAUUGCCAAAAUUACUCUAGUAUUAGUCUGGAAAGUGGGUCUUUCGUCGCAUUUAAGCUUCUUGGUCAGCUUGGACGUGAUAUGGAAGUUCAGAGGCGAGCAGUUGUAAAGUUCACCUGCUUGGAGACAUUGAACGCAGCCCGAGGUCCACUUCACACGACAUAAAAGUUCAGAGAACACGUUUUUUGGUCGGUUCAGACACUUCCUGGAUGUGAUUGACCCCAGCACCCUCUUUGUGACAGAGGUACAUAACCUGGAUUAUUAAUUACAGCAUGUCUGUAAUAAAAAAACGACUUCAGGAGAGCAUUCAGCUGCUCGACCGUUUCAGACAAGGAACUCUGCCUCCAGGAGUGACAGACGCUCAGCUUUGGCAAGCUCAGAAAAUAAAGCAGGCCGUCAUCCACCCUGACACAGGGGAGAAGAUCCUCAUGCCCUUUCGGAUGUCAGGUUUUAUCCCAUUUGGCACACCAGUGGUUGUUGGCCUCCUCCUCCCGAAUCAAACAUUGGCAUCAACAAUCUUCUGGCAGUGGUUAAACCAGAGUCACAAUGCCUGCGUUAACUACUGUAACCGCAACGCCUCCAAGCCAGCUCCAGUUUCCAAAUUCGUCCAGGGAUACCUCGGAGCAGUGACUAGCGCAGUCUCCAUUGCUGUGGGUUUGAAUGUGUUAAUCCAGAAAGCAAGCCGCUUCAGCCCAACAACCAGGCUUUUGGUGCAGAGGUUCAUCCCCUUCCCAGCAGUGGCAACUGCAAACGUCUGUAACGUGGUGCUCAUGAGACACUCAGAGCUGUCGGAGGGCAUCAACGUGCUCGACGGCAACGGGAACGUGGUGGGAACAUCCAAAGUGGCUGCCAGGCAUGCACUUCUGGAGACAGCCCUGACCAGAGUGGUGCUUCCCAUGCCGAUCCUGGUACUUCCUCCCAUGAUCAUGGCUGCACUGGAAAAGCUCCCUCUCCUGCAGAGACAGCGGAGGCUUGUCCUGCCAAUCCACAGUCUGGUGUGUCUUGCUGCCUUCAGUCUGGCUCUGCCUCUCGCCAUCAGCCUCUUCCCACAGAUGUCACAGAUCAGCGUGAAUCAGUUAGAGCCGGAGAUCGCCAUGGCAACAGACUGUAAGAUUGUGACAUACAAUAAAGGCCUGUGAGUGAUCUCUACGGCCCGACACGUGAAGACAGGACCUGCCGCUCAGCUUGGUUGUUAUGGUAAAUUUGGCUGCAUUAGCCACCAAGGAUUUAGCAUACAUUCACAGAGAGUGGUAGUUCCUGUUGGGAAUUCAUGUUGUUUACACUGAGACAAUGACUGUUAAUCAAGCAAUAACACACAAUGACAUAUUGUGAUAUUGGAACGUAUACGUCAUGACACCUCUGAAAGUAUAAUCAUGGUUUUAUCAUGGACACUGAACAAGGAAACAAUACCAAAUAACUGAGGCAAUCAGAGAGAUUUGUGGAAGACUAGGCCUGCUCAAUCUAGAGUGUUCUGUGUUAACAGCAGGGGGGAGUAACAGCCUGGUAACAGCCUGGUUAGGCUAGCUAGCUAAGUUAACCUACAAGUUACCUGGUUCGUCAUGAUUUUCUGACUUGUCCUUUUUCACAGUGAACAGACAAUUAACUCGAGAUAAAUGUUUAAAUGAUUGUAGUUAUGGGUUAGAUUAUGUAUGUAAAUAAUGUGAAUGAAAUCAGGAUAAAAGACUGAAAUGUACCAACCUUUUUUACUCUUGACCUUUUAAUGUGAAACUGUCUCCUUGCAACCCCAUGUCAGAGGUUGACACUACAUGUAACUUGUGAAUUGUUCAAUCAGAGCAUGAUUUUCACCUCCCAGAUCAAGUCUGAAAGGGUAAAACUACAGUACUGCACGAGGAAGAAGUAAAGUUAAGAGAUAAGUCAGAAGAAGAAACAGAACUUAAAAGCGUGUCCAGUGUUGGGACACUCUGAUUUAAUGGCUGUAGAAAUUAUAGCCAGUUUGUAAAAUAUUUUAGCAAGAUAUCAGGUAACAGCAGAUAAUUUUGCAAGUUUGAAUUAUUUAAAAGGUUUAUGAAGGCUUAGUCUCCAAGUAACUCCUCAGAGAAUACACUGCCUGAUUUUUUUAAAAUAUAACUUACAAAAAUGGUUAAGUUUCAAAACAGAUCAGUAUCAGCUUUGAAUUCACCCAAUUAAAAUGUGACACUGUGGGGUUUUUUGUUUGUUAGUUACCACAAAAUCAGCUAUUGAAAACAAUUUGUAAGUAACUUUAAAUGCCAGUAUUUGCUUUUGCUCUCUUAAACUAGAAUCUGGCAGUUAAACAACUGCAGCUCAUUUUGUGUGGAGUCAGGGAAACGAGACAUCUUUUACAUUCACUUCUAAAUCACUUAAAGUGCAUUUACACUUUACAAAUUACUUUGAUACUUUGAGUAUACACAAAGUAAAGCUAUUUUAAGUUAAAGAUUUUUGUUCUGUAAAUGUUUAAUCUUAAAUGCUGCUCUGUCUGUCUGUGUUUGUAUCUGCACUUAAUGUAUAUAAACUUUCUGUCUUCACGUA
Messenger RNA from Lates calcarifer (barramundi perch), 2787 nucleotides. It is a transcript of the gene sfxn5a, whose product is annotated as sideroflexin 5a. Lineage: Eukaryota; Metazoa; Chordata; Actinopteri; Centropomidae. Gene Ontology annotation, molecular function: citrate transmembrane transporter activity; monoatomic ion transmembrane transporter activity. The coding region runs from base 552 to 1418 and encodes 288 amino acids. Gene Ontology annotation, cellular component: mitochondrial inner membrane. The record is from RefSeq and is a predicted model, not a curated record. Gene Ontology annotation, biological process: mitochondrial transmembrane transport; citrate transport; monoatomic ion transport. The transcript has 15 exons.